Molecule: messenger RNA, 873 nt
Organism: Cladophialophora psammophila CBS 110553
Lineage: Eukaryota; Fungi; Ascomycota; Eurotiomycetes; Chaetothyriales; Herpotrichiellaceae
Exons: 1
Coding region: 1-873 (290 amino acids)
Cellular component (GO): mitochondrial small ribosomal subunit
Molecular function (GO): structural constituent of ribosome
Source: RefSeq, a predicted model, not a curated record
AUGGGCCGCUUGAACUUCACUGCCAUCAAUGUCCGCAAGACAGCGCUUGCCAAAUUCAAGGCCAAACAGAUUCCUUCCGUUCCGAACUGGGUCGAUAUCGUACACGAUGUUCCGCCGGCGCAAAUUCUCAUCCGUCAACAGCCUAUGAGGCAUCCUCUAACCAAAGUCCGCACACGAACCCUCCCAGGCGGAAAAACCGAACAAUACGUGCAAAUGUCGGAACCCAAGAGACCAAAAUCAGCGAAAGCUCGCCAUGUCUUUACUCCCAAACCCUUGCAAUACGAGGAGGAUUCUCUACGAAAAACCUUCUACAGCGAUCACCCCUGGGAGCUCGCGCGGCCUCGAGUAAUCGUCGAGACGUCAGGAGAACAAUACAAACACGCGGACUGGUCAAACGGCCUGAUCCAGCCUGGUAUCCCGUUGUCGGGCGAAUGCGUGGUCCAACGACAACUCUGGCUUCUGGAGAACGUGCCGGACAUCACAGUCCCGCAAGCGUACGACAUCGCACGAAAGGAGUUUUACACGCUGCGUCGACGACAAGAGAGAAGGGAUAGGAUUGCAGCCGAAGAGGCGAGACACAUGGGCGCCCGCUUCGGCAAGUCAGCCUUGCAAAUUUCCAUGGGCAUCGAGAAUGAAAUGUACAAUGACUGGGAGAGAUGGAGCCGGCAGGUGGUCUUUGAGCAAACGUCAAGAGCGGCGGCUUUUGAAGGGACCGUAGCUAGCGCCGAGGAAGAGGCGUUGAAGGACAAUGCGCUGGAUGAAGGGACAACCCAGCCGCAGCAGCCAGGUGGUCGACCCGCGAUUGGAGCUGCCGUCUUUGCUCAGCAGGCGCAGUUGGAUUCGCGUAUAUCGAGGCGUCCGGGGUCUUUAUAG